Molecule: messenger RNA, 6046 nt
Organism: Hydractinia symbiolongicarpus
Lineage: Eukaryota; Metazoa; Cnidaria; Hydrozoa; Anthoathecata; Hydractiniidae
Exons: 2
Coding region: 154-4038 (1294 amino acids)
Biological process (GO): DNA recombination; DNA integration
Molecular function (GO): DNA binding
Source: RefSeq, a predicted model, not a curated record
GCUAGUGGAGCCCGGACCUCCUUCCUCUUUCAACUUCUUCGCGAUCGAGAUUGGAGCUCCGGUUAUAUCAAUAUUUGUUUACAAGUUAUUAUCAAGUUAUUUAACCGCAAUCAUUAAAAUAUUUGUUAUAUAUUUUAUUAUACCAUUAUCAUUAUGGAAUCAACAUCUUAUGCUGCAAGUAUUUCUGUCGACCAAGAAGGUGACAGUGAUACUUCAAGAACUUCUGUGGUUGACGAUACCAUAGCAUACGACACGCCACAUGGCAAGAGAAAGGCUGCUGAUCAGCUUGAGAGCGAUCAGUAUAAGCGCUUUAAAAUCACUAGGGAAGAGGAUAUCCACAAGUGGUCUCUUCCUAAUGAUUUAGCCUCUUAUGCAAACGAUGCAUCCGAGGAAUUCAUCCCAGAGAAAGAACUAAAGGAGCAAGUGCUGUUGGAGGCUCCCCGACCAGUGAACUUGGAUCCGAUAAAGGUUUUGGACGAGGCUUUAUCCAACAAUCUAAAAAAGGAUCAUCCACAAAGCCUCGAAAUGGAUCGAGUGCUCAAAAAAGUUCAGGAAAAGGUGGGUGAUAUAAUGGGCCCACUAUCCAAAGUUUGGAUGAUGGUGGAGCAGGUACGAACUGCUGGAGAUGAGGAAAAUCUUCCCCCUCCUGAAGAAGUAGCUUCAGCGGUAGAAAAAACAGUAACAAUGGUGGGUCAAUGUAUCAACAUUUUAACGUAUGAGCGUCGAAAGAACAUCUUAUCCGCUACAGCAAACCUUUCAGCUGCACAAGCAUCAACAACAUUAAAAGAGAAAGCCUCGCUGCUACAACUUCAUGAUGAUGAACUGUUUGGGAAGAAAUACCGCGAACACAUGGCUGAUUUAAACAAGACAAUUAAGCAAGAUGUUAUGGUUACAGCCGAGAAAAUUUCAACCAGCAAUAGAAGGUGGCCAAAGAAGCAGCCCUUUCUUGGUGGCCCCUCCCAUUCAAAAAAGAACGGUGGGGGGCAUUCCAGCUACAAACCAAGGCAACCAUAUUAUAAAGGUAUCUACUUUUCUACAACUAGAAAAGGAUCCUUUUCUCAACAAUCAAAAGUUGCAACCACUUCCACAAAUCGAAAAUUGGGUGAACUUGGAGGAUCUUACUCAAGUUCACCCUGCCAUAAAAAAUCUGUUCUCAGGGUGGCAGAUCCCAAUUGUACCCUUAGCAGGACGCCUAAAACAUUUUCUUCCUGCUUGGAAAAAGUUAACACAGGACAAAGAUAUCCUGUCAGUCAUACAAGGGUUCAAAAUACCCCUUAUUUCGAAGCCAACACAGGCAAUAAUACCUCAUUCUCCUGUUCGAAAUCUAAUAGACAAAAAGUUAAUAGAUGGGGAAGUGGCAGACAUGUUGAGAAAAGGAGCCAUUUCGAAAGUAGCUCCCACAGAGGGGCAGUUUCUAAGCAAUCUGUUUUUAGUAAAAAAGAAAGAUGGAGGAAAUCGACCAGUAAUAAACCUCAAGCAUUUAAACAAAUUUGUUCCUUACGAACACUUCAAAAUGGAGGGUUUGCACUCACUGAAAUUCCUAUUAAACAAAGGCGAUUGGAUGUGCAAGUUGGAUCUGAAAGAUGCCUAUUUCAGUGUUCCACUGCACAAUUUCUCCAGAAAAUUUGUGAGGUUCGAGUGGUCAGGCAACCUAUACGAAUUCCUCUGUCUUUGUUUUGGCUUGGCUCCAGCUCCACGGAUUUUUACGAAGUUAUUGAAAAUUCCCAUGGCAGUCCUUCGUCGUUUAAUGAUAAGAAUUGUAAUUUACUUAGACGACAUGUUAAUUUUGGGACGGUCCAGAGAGGAGGUCCUUAUGGCACGAGACACAUUGAUUUUUCUGUUACAAAAUCUGGGCUUUUUAAUAAAUUUGAAAAAGUCUGUCUUGGAGCCAACCCAGAAAAUAGAGUUCUUGGGAAUGUCUGUGGAUUCAGUAACCAUGUCUCUUUAUCUAACAAGGGAGAAAGUUACCAAAAUACAGACGCAGUGCUUGAGUUUGUACAAGACAAGAAAAGCCACUAUUCUGGAGCUAACUCAAUUAAUAGGGGUUCUGUCUUCCACCAUACAAGCAGUUCUUCCGGCUCGUCUAGAGUUUCGUUUUCUACAACAGCAACAAAUUCAAAGUCUAAAAGUAUCGAAAUCUUAUGCCACCCUAGUGCAUUUAAAAAGGGAAUCUCUGGAAGAACUUCUAUGGUGGGUGAACAAUCUAAAAUUGUACAAUGGGCGUUCCCUUAUGCAACCUCAAGCACAAAGUUUGUUACAGACAGAUGCUUCCCUAAAAGGUUGGGGAGCAGUUUGUCAAGAGACCAGGACAGGAGGCAUGUGGUCCCAGACGGAACAGAUUCUUCAUAUAAAUGUUUUGGAAUUGCUUGCAAUCAAAUUAGCACUUCUGUCUUUUCACAAAAUGAAACAAUUUGCAUCAGUUCACAUUCAGACAGACAACAUGACAGCUUUGUCUUACCUUCUCAAAAUGGGAGGAACAAAAAAUUUAACUAUGAUAAAAAUAGCCAAGGAAAUUUGGGCUUUCCUAUUACUCCACAAGAUCACGAUUACUGCAGAGUACCUCCCAGGUUGUCUAAAUAUCAAGGCGGACUGGGAGUCUCGACAUACCCAGGACUCAGCAGAAUGGAAGCUUUGUCCUGUGGUUUUCAAAACAAUUUGUCAGAGAAUAGGAUAUCCCAAAUUGGAUCUGUUUGCCUCCCGUCUAUCACAUCAACUUCCAAUGUAUUAUUCUUGGAAGCUGGACCCUCACAGUCUGGGUACAGAUGCAUUUCACCAAAAGUGGAAUCAAAAGUGUCUUUAUGCAUUUCCUCCUUUUGCUCUGAUCCACAGAGUUCUAAAAAAAGUAGAAGAGGAACAGGUUCAUUUUCUGAUUUUGAUCACACCAACAUGGCAGUCACAAACAUGGUAUCCCGAAGUGUUACGUCUGUCAGUGAGAAAUCCCUUUCUUCUUCCUAUGCAGAGAAAUCUUUUACAAAAUCCAAAAAUGGAAAACCACCCCAUGGUAGUGACAGGGGCUCUACGGUUAGCUGCUUGGAUAGUUUCAGGGGAAAACUCCUUGAGGAAGGAAUUUCACCAGAGGCUUCCAAUCUUAUCAUUGCUUCCAGAAGAAAGGGUACUAAUGCAAAUUAUUCAUCGUCCUGGAAUAAGUGGGCUAGCUGGUGUGGUCAAAAACAGGUUGAUCCAUUUCAAUGCCCUAUAAAUUUUGUAAUAAAUUAUUUAGGGGAGUUAUUCAAAAAGGGUUAUGAAUAUAGAACUAUUUGUUCCCAUAGAUCAGCCAUUUCAGCCUUUCACGAUAAGAUUCAAGGAAGGCCUAUAGGAGAACACCCUAAAGUUAUUUCUCUUAUAUCAGGUGUUUUUAAUGAAAAGCCUCCUCAACCAAAGCACACUUUUAUUUGGGAUGUUCAGGUGGUCAUAGAUUACAUUAAACAAAAAUUUAAAGAUAACAGACAAAUAUCUAUAAGAUCUUUGUCUUUAAAACUUACAAUGCUGUUAGCUUUAACUUCAGCUUCUAGGGUGUUGGGUAUUCAUAAUCUGGAUAUAAAAUUUAUGACUAAGACUAAUGAUCAAUAUACGUUUACUUUUAAUAAACUCCAUAAGUCGUGGAGACAAGGACAACCAAAUCCAUCUAUUGUUUUUGUCAGUUAUCCAGAAGAUGAAGACCUUUGUGUGUUUAAUGCAUUGACCGUUUAUUUAGAACGCACCAGUGAAUGGAGGAAUGCAAGUGGUGCUUCACAGUUAUUAAUUAGUACUAUUAGUCCUCAUAAGGGUGUGGUCAGCUCUACAAUAGCUGGCUGGAUUAAAACCGUGCUAAAGGAGGCAGGGAUUGAUACUACUAAGUUUUCUGCCCAUUCUACCAGAUCAGCUUCAACAUCAAAAGCAGAACUAUCAGGACUCUCUGUAAAGGAUAUUCUAGAGAGAGGGUCAUGGUCUAAGGAAUCCACAUGGCAACGUUUUUAUAGAAAGGAAAUUUGUUCUAAUGCCAAAUACAAAAACUUUCAGAAUUCUGUUUUUAAGAGGGGCCAAAACGCUACGAACUGAGGAAGGAGGUCCGGGCUCCACUAGCUUUGUGUAGUGGAGCCGGUUGGGUUGUAAGAAUCCAGUAUUAGAUCUUCUUUCGAUUUUAUUCAUAAAAUCCGAAUUACAUUGCGGGCGCUUCGCGCCCUUACGUAAUUCUUCAAUUUAAAGCUUUGUAAUAUUGUCUCGUUUAAUAUGCUUAAAUGUCACUGCAGCCCACGUGAAUUUAUCUUCAAGAAAAGGUUUGUUUUUCUUUGUCCAAGUUGUUUCGAAACUUGUUAACAGUAAGUAGAAGGAUUACUUAUAUUUUAUAUGAAAUUAAACUCAGAACGGUUUAUGGCGUUGAUCCAAAGGCCGCAAUUUAUAAAUGCAUCACAAUUUAAAGUCAAUCAAGAACAGAACAUUCCCUGUAUGGCCAUGACUAAAACUGCUUGCAUUUUGUUGGUCUUCCCUUGCCGAUGGUCUGGCUUGUCGUAAUAGCUUUAAUGAUGUAGCUAGGGAGCUAAAUACUUAUUUUUAAAUUCUUGCAUUUUAUAAGUUAAUAGUCGUAAAACUACUCUCACUUGUACUACAGCUAUCAAACUAGAACUGCACAAAAUAGUGCUUUCAUUAGAGUCCCUUUUUUCAGAAGCAACAAAAAACUUUUAUCCUGCCCUGUGUAAUUUUAUCAACGAGGGUGCUGAUAAGCCACAUACACCGUAAAAAGUAUAGGCGUUUUGGGUGAGUAAAAUAACUUCUAAAGGAACCUUUGUGAGGCUGCUAUCAUGUAUUCUUGCGGUCAGAAUGUUCUCCUUCGUUGCUAUCCGAUGGAGAACAAAGUGGACUUUUCACGGUCAAACCUUCAAAGUAGCAACCUUACUUAAACAGAAUUUACAAGUAAAACGUCGUUAAAAUGUCGCAAAAUGGCAAAAAUUAAGCAGUAUCUAAAACAUAUUAAAGAUUUGACUAAAAAAAAAGAAUUCCUUGAAAAAUCCAGUAUUGUAUAUAUGAAGAUUUCACCACAAAAACAUUAAUUACGGCAUUUGUACCCCAUUUCAUAAUGGCUGCCCGUGAUUGGUUGACACGAAUCCGACCGCAAGAAUAUAUAUAAAAAGAUAUUUGUUGAAUCAUGAAAAAAUAUUGUUGUUCAUUGCACGGAACAGUCAAGUUGAACUGAUAAAUUAACCAAUAACAUAACAUAGUUAGCCCUUGCAGUACAACUAGACGCUACCCACAGUAUGUUACAGGUUUCUUUGUUUUCUUCCCUUUUUCAUGUUUUUUCUUGAAAUUAUAAAUGAUGUUGAUUUAUCAAAUCUGACAAAUUUAUUAAUUGAGUGUCUACCCUUUUUUGUAUCAAUUUGUUGAAUUCAAUUCGAAAACAAUGACCAAUCAAUUUCCUCGAUAAUAAACAAUCAAAUUUGUAAAAUUCAAUAAAUCGAUUUCAACAAAAUAAGUCCUGUAUUGUCCACAGGUUUGAAAAUCUUGUAUCGCCUGCUUAAUAUUAUACUUGUUUAACAAUGAUAUCAAAGCCAGCUUGACUAAAUUUAUAUAUAUAUUUUUAUUUAUAUAGUAUACCUUUUGUGUAUCACGUGGCAUUGAUUUGUAUCUUUUUAAUAAAUUCUAACUUUAAAUCAGAUAAGUAGACAAUAAUUAAACAACCUAGUAUUAAUUCAGUUCUGGUAAAAUUGUAUUCUUCUUUCUCAAUUUUAAAUAUACUUUCUUUUUCAGAUCAUUUGUUAUCAAACCAUGCACCAUCAGCAGUUUCGAAAAAUCUUCAACGAGAGAAAUGUUUAAGGAUUUUAUUGGUAACUUAACAGAGUAAUAAUUCAUUGAAAUUGAAAUUGUUCAGAAGUUAUUAUAUAUAUUUCGAAUCGUGAAGUUCAUACAUAGCAAUCCUGCAUCCUGGAAUUUUCGAGAUCAGUUAUAAAAAAAUCCAGUUAAAGUUUUAACUAUUGUUUUAGAAUAUAUACUAUAUAUAUGUAAAAAAAAAAUUAUUUUUUAUUUAUCAAGUUGUAUUUUACGUUAAUUACAAUAAUAAUUGAGAAUUAGGAUA